AUGGACCCCGUCCUCAUUAUCGGCGGCGGACUAGUGGGCCUAACCCUAGCCCAAGCCCUAAAAAAGAAAGACAUCCCCUUCGAAGUCUACGAGCGCGACGCCUCCCCGGCAGCCCGCGAUCAAGGCUGGGCCAUAACACUGCAUUGGGGCCUAGACCCCCUACGCAAGACAAUCCCAUCCGAGAUCCUAUCGCUCAUCGAAGCAGAGCAGGUCGACCCCGACGUCGCGAAAAACGACAAUGGCAAUUUCCUAUUUCUGGACCUUGCGACGGGGGAAGCCAAGUUCAAGGUCCCGCCCACGCAUCGGUGGCGUGUGAACAGGGACGGCAUGAGGCGGGCUUUGUUGACCGGGCUGGAAGAGCGGGUACACUGGGGGAAGCGGUUGGUGGGGGUGGAGGAGUCGGGGUCAGCCGUCACGGUGAGGUUUGAGGAUGGGACGCACGCGUCGGGGAAGAUGGUGAUUGGGGCGGAGGGGAGUCGCUCGGAGGUGAGACGGGCGCUGUGUCCGGGGGGGUAUCGCAAUGAGCCGCUGGAGGCUGUGCGGUUCGUAGGCGUCGCGGUCGAUAUGGCUCCGGAGGCGAUCGCGCCGCUGCGGGCGCUGGAUCCGCUGCUGUUCCAGGGGUGUCAUCCGCUGACGGGGACGUUCAUGUGGUUUUCUGUGCUGGAGACGCCCGUGCGGAAUGGGACUCUCGGGACGGCGGGGGAGAAGUUUCGCGCGCAGAUAUGCCUGUCUUGGAGGGCGAGGUCGGUGGAGGAUGAGGUUGAGGGGACGAGUGAGGGACGGUUGGCGGGUAUGAAGAGAAGGGCGGAGGGGUUUGCGCCUUGUUUUUAUGAUGCUGUGCAGGGGAUUCCUGAGGGGACGCCGGUUACGGAGGUGAAGCUGGCGGAUUGGGAGUGUUUGGAGUGGGAUAAUAAGGGACGCAUGACGUUGGUGGGGGAUGCUGCGCAUGCGAUGACCAUGUACCGCGGCGAAGCAGGCAACCAUGGCCUGCUAGAUGCAUACUGGCUAGCUAAAGCCAUCGACAAGGUGUAUCGGGGAGAGGACUCAAAAACUGCCCUAGACGUGUAUGAGGGAGAGAUGCGCGAGCGAGCACAACGGGCUGUUAAGCUGAGUCGACAGGCCUGUUAUGAUGCACAUGAGUGGGAGCAGCUGAACGAGCACUCUCCUGUUUUACAGAAACGUUCACUCAUCUAAUUGUUACCAUUGAGUGAGGGAAUGUAUAGGUGGGAGUGAAGUAUGGACACCGGAUUAGG
Aspergillus campestris IBT 28561 is the source of this 1253-nucleotide messenger RNA. Its product is annotated as FAD-dependent oxidoreductase. Gene Ontology annotation, molecular function: FAD binding. The coding region runs from base 1 to 1194 and encodes 397 amino acids. The record is from RefSeq and is a predicted model, not a curated record. NCBI's taxonomy places the organism in Eukaryota, Fungi, Ascomycota, Eurotiomycetes, Eurotiales, Aspergillaceae. The transcript has 3 exons.